CCACACAACACAAGUGCCGCGAAGCAACCAAGAGCAGCUCAAUUUCAAUUGCUGGCAUUCAGUACGAUUUAAGCCGCCAAACGAAGAGAAACGUUCGAACCGACAUAACGCUGUGUGUGCCUGUGAAAUUAGAAAUUACGAGUUGUACAAACGUCAUCCUCGCAUCGAACUGCCGCAAAACACGAAACCCUCUUUUAGCUCGUAAAAUAGUGGAGGACGCUGAUUUUCAAUUGAAGUGCAGUGUUUGUGAAGAGAAGGGUCGACGCAGUGAGUUCUGUACGCAUGUGCAAUUGAUGACAAACGAAGCAGGGGAGAUUUACGAAUUCUAAAACACAAACGACUAACAAAAUAAACGAAGUGAAACACAAAUAGCAGCAUAUAAAGCAUAAAAAAUCUAAACAAAAACAAAAAAAAAAAAAAUAGAAAGAAUCUAUUUCCUUCAGAUUUUUACUCUCAGAGCACAAGUCUAAAUAAUAAAUUGACUCGAGGUUUGUUUACAUUUUUUAGUUACUCAAGUGUAGUUGGAUUUCCUGUUUGUUGUAGUGUCGUUUCGGAAGUGAUUUGGUACAUAAGGAAUAAUAGGUUUGAAAAAUUCCAACAGUUGAAAGUCAAAGCCGGCAUUGAAGUCGAAAAAUAAAUAAAAAACGACAGAAGAAAUUUAAAGCAAUUUGUGUGCUGAUAAUUGGGACGCAAGUGUGUCUGGUGAAAUGUAAAAAAACCCAGUGAAAAAUGCUUUAAAAUGUAUAUAUAUAUAGCUGAAAAAAUUAAAAAUAAAUGUAAGGCUAAGAAAGUAAAAAAUUCGAAACUAAAUAUUGACAACGAACACUCGAAAUAAUCGUCGCGUUAACGGUAAACAACAGUAAAGGCUAUUAUGCACAAUCUUCAAGCGUCUAACGUUAAAGUUGUGUUGACAUUUCGCUAUUUCAACGCUCAGCAUUAAAGCGUUAAAUUUACGGUUUUUGCCAAAUAUCAUUUCGAAAUUAGUUUUUUUUUUCUGUUGCGUUGCUGGAAUUGUCUACUGACCGGUGACCGGCGUCGUUGCACUGCCGGUUAUUUUGUGCCUUUCUGGCGACAAGUGAUUUGAUUUGCUGGCGUUGACAAUUGAAAGUGAUUUAUCGAAGUUUUGUGUUUGAUGUCAAUACAACCGAUUGCUGGAUUUUGCAAUUUGGAAAGUGUGGCAAUACUAUUUAGUUUGAGUGUGAAAUCAAAAAAUAUUUUUUUAUGGUGGAAAUAAUAAUUUGAUUUAUGCUGGAUAUUUCGAAAGCAGAAAAAUUGGUUUAUUAAAUUUGGUUGUUUUUGUUAUGUUUGAAUACAAAACUUGUGAACAUUAACGACUGUACUCGAUCAUAAAUAUGGAUGCUGGCAGCGUGGUUAGCGAGCCGAUUUCGGCGCAUCAUCGCGCAUUUGCGAAACAAAAAUCCGCUUCUAUGACAAUACUAAAUCACCGUUCCAACAAAUACAGUACACACAACGAUAAUAAAAAUGUCGACACGAAAAUGUCCGAUGCCGAGGCAAACCUCAUUAAUAGCGCACAAACGCAAACCGCCACAACGGGACGACGACGCAAAGUGUCCUCGCUGGGCGGUACACUUUCCGCGCGUUCGUGUCGCAGCGAAACGAAAGAACUACGCUCGGCACUGCAAGACCGCGAGGCGGUCAUACAAAAUCUACGUAUACAAUUGUGUUUGGGUAAAUUGCCACGCCCUACCGGACCGCCGCUCGAUGACAGCGAAAAGCCGGCGGCAGAGCAAAAACUACAAAGGUUAAAAGCCGAAUCAGAGAAUAAGAAAAUCAAAAUCAAGAACUUAAAGAGUGCGCUGGAGAAACUCGAUAUUACAGAUAAUAUCGAUAUACGCAUACGGCAGGCGGAAUUAGAGUACGCGCUUGGACGUGAGGAACUGCAGAUGCUAUCGAUUGUGGAGGAGGCGCGCGCCUUGCAAGCGCGUUUGGAGAAAUCAAAGCCGGAAUUACAAACCAUUUACAACAUUCUCAAUUCCGGCGCCACGCUAAGCUUGCACGCCGUGCAUGCGACCACCGGCCGCUGGGCAGCGCACACCAAACCCGAUCAGCCCGGUUUCUAUGUGGAAUGGGCGCUCGAAGGUGAUGGACUCUACAAAGGUGAUCGCAUACUCGAGGUCAAUGGCAAAAUGAUCGCCUGUCGCACCAAAGAGGAACUGCAGAAAGUUAUCGGCAAUUCCGGAAAAUGUCAAAUAGUGGUGCUACGCAAGAAAUGUGCGCCAAUACCACAAAAACAGCUGGAUCAGGAGAAAGAGAACAAUAUGCGCCUGCAGCAUCGCAUAUCCUAUCUCGAGGAGCAAGUGCGUGAAUUGCAAUCGGCGAAGGAGCAACCACAACAACCGCCCCAAGCUAUGCCACAGACGCCACAAAACCAAACGACGGCGGCGCAUAUAAAUAACGGUACGAAUAGUCAUGUGACUAGCAUCAGCAUAUCAUCGCCGCCGUCGACGCCGCCCGAUAACAAACCGCUCAUCUUUCAACGUGGCAAUUACAUUACUACGCUAGUUGGUGGCAAGCCAAUUGAAUUGAUCGGUGAGAAUAAUACCCCAAAUGCGUUGAGCAAAAGCAACUCUGUGGCGCAUAUCACUAAAACACUGAUCAAGGAGAAUACACAAUUGGAUCUACAACAAGAGCGUACACCGCGUGCCCUCGCGCCGCCGGCCUACACCUGCAUGCCCCCGAAAUCCUUGUCCGCCUCCAAGAUCUCCAUCAACAGCGACUCUGCGUACAUGCAACACACCCAUUAUCGGCGCAGUGAGAAAGAGCGGCAUGCGCGCGAACGUGAGCGUGAGCGUUAUGAGCGUUCAACGAGCAAAGCGAGCGCGCUGCAGCAUCGCGCGAAUAUGCAUGCGCGCAGCGUCGAACAUUUGAAUCACUAUAAUGGCAUGGAACGUCGUCGCGAUUGUUCGGCCACAGCCAAUACGCACUCACGUGUACCAGCCGAUAUGCGCAGCGUCAAGUCGCUGGAUUUCGACAGUGAUAACGAGUCCAAACCGAUCAGCGAUACUAUUUCGGAAGUGCGCGCUGUUCGACCCACACCGCCGAAGAAACCCCUACGUUUAUCGCUACAACGCGCGCAAAGCCUGCAAACUGUCGAAUUGACCCCCAAUUGCGAUGCGGAACGAAAGCGUCCCAUGAAACGAGCACAUAUUAAUGACAAGUCACCAGCCGAUCGUGAGAGUACGAUGCUCUUUGAGAAUUGUAACCCGCUGCAAACGGCGUCGUUGGGUAGGCCGCGUGCGAACAUAUGAAAAUUGCUAAAUGUUCUCUUUAAGCGCAACGAAGAGACACAUUACUAGUGAGCGGGUGGGGAGGGAGGCUUAAGUAUUUAAUUUAUAAGCCAAGUAGCUAUCGAAAAAUAAUCAAGAAAUUAUUUUAGGCGGAUGCGUGCAAAGUUUAUAUUAAUUUUUAAAAGAAAAAAUUGUUUACUUAAUAUUUAAAAAUAUUGCAAUGUUUACAAAUAAGUACUUAGGGAAGCUAGGGUGUGCUAAAUUAUGUAAAUGCUUUACUCAAUCAUAUAUACAUAUAUUUAAAUUUGCAAAUAUUUAUUAACUAAUUAGCAAUGAUAUGUUUUUUGAACUCAUUUAAAUUGUACAAAAUAAUGUUUUUAGCACAAUUAUGUAAUAACAAAAUUAUUUUAAAUGUAAAUACACAAUAAAAUCACAAA
Bactrocera dorsalis (oriental fruit fly) is the source of this 3685-nucleotide messenger RNA. RefSeq lists its product as uncharacterized. Lineage: Eukaryota; Metazoa; Arthropoda; Insecta; Diptera; Tephritidae. Gene Ontology annotation, molecular function: protein binding. The transcript has 6 exons. Bases 1353 to 3269 code for a protein of 638 amino acids. The record is from RefSeq and is a predicted model, not a curated record.